AGACCAUAUGAUAAGUGGACGAGUUAGCAAGGGGCAAUAUUAGACAGAUUGGCAAUUAUUUACCAGCCUUUUCUCCUUUGCGCGGAAUCCAGUAUCCGAUGUAAACAGAACAUGUCGUUAAGAAUAGAGAUACCUAGCAUACAAAAAUUGUAGGAUUUCACGAUCAUUUCAGCGCGCCGAAUUUUACGAAUAUGUGAAUCGUGAUGAUUAUAUUAUUAGGAUGGCCAUGCAGCUUAGCAUCUGUCUUACUGUCCUGUCAUGAUACCAUUUUGUGAGGCACAUAUCUACCAGGAAAGCGAAGAAAUGAGAAGUGUCUAAUCUAAUCGAUCAUUCAACCAUCCUACGACCCUGGUGGUGUUCGUCUAGCCUACUUGCUUGAUCAAUAAUCGAAUUAUAAAUUAUACUUCAACAAUGUGAUUCUUGCGGACUGCCGAAGCUCUGCUCCUUUCCGUAAACAAAGGUCCCACCUACAUUAUACGAGAAGUUAUAUUGAUUGACCAAAGUGUGCCAAGAGUUGUCAUAACGAGCCGGCUUCCCGUAGGUCUCGGACACUUACCCAUCAAAGGAUUUUCGCGCCACAUCUACUUAAGGAGAGUAUUUCGUGGUAUAUCAGCGUACUGAUUUGGAUUUUAUUGCCGAAUGAGAUAACUUAAAGAUAAGAUAUGAUUUUCGGGAGUGCCAUUUGGGGACAACCUUUGUAAAAAGGAGUGUUUUGUUUGAUCUCCGAGUCUUGGCCGCUAUCAGUAGUAUUGUCAACAAGGAAAUCUUAUCCUGUACGCAUGGACUCAGUAAGAUACUGUUGAAUACCCAAUCAUUUAAUAUAAUGACUUGUAAUGGCAGGAUGACUCGCUGUAAUGUCGUUUGACAUUUAUAAUUGCAAUACGAAACGAGAACUCCGUCAAAGAAAUGAUUCGAAUGCGAUUUUGAACCAGGGGUUUCCCCCUUCUGCAAAAUUAUCGCUAAGCUUGAUACAUGGAUUUUACUUCCGUCCAGGAAAUUCAUCUAUUUUACCUUGACUUGUAUUGACUACCACGAUGGAAGCGAUUCAGUCAUCUUCCACCGAGAAUGCAGUUCCGACUCUCGUCAGUGAAAACACGAUACCGAAACAGCAAUCUCUUGACUCAGAAGAAAAUACCUUGAUAAUUUCACCACAAACCAAAUCCAAAUCACCCGAACCUAGUAGUAGUAAUGGCCACAGUCAACACGAUACCCGUCCAAGGAGUUCUACUGAUGUAAGGCAUAUACGGAACCACCCUAGGUCGCCGACAAGCCCCGGGACAUCGGAUUCACACCGAAACCAAAGGUUGCGAAGUAAAUCCCAUAGCAUUAGUAGUACUAGCAGUGAAAACAUGCACUUAGAAGACAGUUUUCCAGAAGACGACAACAGAACGCGGGAGCGGGAGAUGUGGGCCAUGCUCGCUGGACAGACUGCGUUCAAGUUCGAGUCGUACAUCUUCCAGCGUGUGCUUCCCAAGUCGCUCAUCAAGCCACACAUCUUCCCACGCCAUGUCGAGGACAUGGAGACUCUGAUCGAGAAGUACAUGUCGACGGGAAAGACGCAACGGCUUGAAGGAGCCGCAGAGAAGUGGGCCACUCUGAAAACAGAGUGGAAAUGGCGGAAGGCGCAUGGCCUGGUGAUCGGCACAGCCAAGUCGGCCUACCUCCACAUCUCAAACCCUUUGGAAGUGAUGAUGAAGUUAGAUCGGGAAAAGGGGGACAGUCUGGAAGAUGCCAGAAGAGCAUACCGGAAUGUCCUCCCUGGAAACCUUCACGAACCAGGACAGGAAGUUGUAGAGUUGAUGCAUGUGAUCGGACUCCUUACUGACAAGUCGUCUCCUCCGAGUCCAAUGUGAUUAAACCAUUGUUGCAAAAAUAAGGAACGAUUGUUAUUCUAACGGGUGACACUAAUUCAAGAAUUGCAGCGACUGCCACAUCAUCAUUUUGCUAACCAUUAACAGUCUGCAGUUCAUUCUCUUACAUGUGCCAUUGGUCAAAUCUCGCUUUUCAAUUCAUUUGUCAUCCUUUACUAGUUUCUAUCGUUAUUUAUUUCAAGGAGACUGAAAGUCAAAUUAAACGCUGGCUUGCAUUUGAGGCAUUGCCCAGUAAAGGAAUCUGUUAAUCCCCAAAUCAUAUGAUAUCACUGGUCGUCUUUGUUGAAAUAUUUCUUUAAAGAUUUUGUCCCGAAAUUACAGUAAAUUUGCUUAUAAUAUAUUGAUGGUCGCUAAUCGUUCAUGAAACAAAAUCUUUAUAAUUUCGUCUCCUGGAUCAAUAGCAAGAAAAUCCGCGUACACGUAUAUACGUAUAUCUUUGAAAACCUAAAUCAUCUCGAAAUUUAUAGCGAAUGAUAGUCGCUUCCAUAACAAUUUCCAUUAAAUUAAGAUCUUCAUUGUAUGGAUUCACCAACCCACCGAAGCGAUUUUCUAUUUAAAAAGAUAAUAGUUUAAAUGUGAUAACAUGUAAAUUUGUUUAUAAACAUAAGUAUUUGAUUUGUGUUGUUCCUUGAAAGUAAACGAGAAACGCUUCAUUUUUAUUUUAUUCUUAUCUGCUUUUGAAAUUGUUUUGAAGGUCGUAGAUUGUACAAGACUCCUCCACCUAAUAAAAAAAAAAACCCAAGAAAACCCAUGUGAUAGUUUGAAUUUUAUGUUAAUCGAUAAGAAGUGAUUUCAGAAAGAAGUUUUGGAUAUUGUGUAUUCACUUCUAACUGAAUACAAUUCCGUUGGCUGCCAGUCCGUAUGACCAGAAAGCGUGGUCAUUAUGUAUUUGAGCACAUGCUUGGUCUAUACGUGUGGUACGAAAAUGAAUAAUUCAUUCCAUCAUAUCAGGGAAUGAAAACCAUACAUGUACAAACAAAGGAAUGAAAAAUUGAAAAGCACAUGGCUUUGAAAGGAAUGACUAGUAAAAACAUUCUUACAUUUUUAAAGGAAUGAACACAUACAAUUACGUACAAUCAUUUAAAAGAAUGAAAAUAUAGUUUUGUACUUCACACUACAAACUACAGUAUACUUGUACUACAGUUUUUUUUUUUUACUUAUAAAUACAAUAUUCAUGAUAUUUCAAGCAGUGGCAAUGCAAUUCGUGGCUGUUCCGUACAAACGUAGUAAGUAGUUUUAAUUCAAUAUUGUAAAAAAAAAAAAUGUUGCAAUCGUUUGCAAAUAAGAUAUUGUAUGAAUGUUACAAUGAUUGGAUAUCGGGUUUUCCCUCAUGUUUAUGAACUUUUUAAAACGCAUGACAAUCAGUGAUGCUAUUAUAUAUUUACACUUCGGUUGUGCAUUGUUUUAUUUGUGUGCAUAUAUUUGCAUGUAUUAUCGCACGACCGUAGCUUGUCAAAACAAUGCAUAGAAGACGAGAGUCUCGACAAAAAAUGGAUUAAAAGCAAACGGAAAUUUGCUUUUUAUGUUGUAAAGCAAGCUUUGUGUGACUGAUAUUGAUUGCACUCGCAUUUUAUCUUGAAGUGAAAAUCUAUAUGCUAUGCUGCUCAAAAAAGAAAUAUAAUAUAUUGAAGUCUCAUCUAUACAUCUUACAUUUUUUCUUAUAAUGUAUACAAUGCAUGUGUGUGGAAGAGUGUGAAAGCAUGUAUACGAUUUAAUACGAGUACAUGUACAUUGUAUCUACAGCUGUACCAGAUAGACGUUUUGCUUUCAAAACCUGUUGUUACAAUCAUUUUUGUGUGUCUGAAAUAUUCUUGAAAUUCCAAAGUUAUAUUGUAUAUAGAAAAUGGUGAAUAGAAAUUUAUUACAGAUUCGAUAUUGUAACUGACUAUUUUUAUCUUUCAGUAGUUUUUGGUGUUUUAUUUGUAUCAUUCAAUCUUUUCUGGUUACAGCACAUAUGUAUCAAUAAUUGAAUUUGAUUCUUUCAAAGUCUUAUUGAAAUGUUGACUGCAUAAAUAAUACCUUGCAAAUUUCUCAUCCGUACCAAUAUUGCCAUGCAUGAUGUGCUGCACGUUGUAAAAUAUACCGUUGAUAUUGGUGAAAUUGAUGAUGUAUGUUUUUAUUUUGAUUCCCGACAAGAUAUUUUAUAAAUGGCUUCCGUUAUAUUCUGAAGGUAUACAUGUAGAUCUAAACAAGACAGUACUUACUGAUAAGAUAUACAACCUUCUUGUACUCAGUUCAGGGAACUUGCCCCCAAAAUGUAGUUUUGAAUUUAGC
Lytechinus pictus (painted urchin) is the source of this 4145-nucleotide messenger RNA. RefSeq lists its product as uncharacterized. The transcript is spliced from 2 exons. The record is from RefSeq and is a predicted model, not a curated record. Bases 1035 to 1853 code for a protein of 272 amino acids. NCBI's taxonomy places the organism in Eukaryota, Metazoa, Echinodermata, Echinoidea, Temnopleuroida, Toxopneustidae.